Molecule: messenger RNA, 678 nt
Organism: Chaetura pelagica (chimney swift)
Lineage: Eukaryota; Metazoa; Chordata; Aves; Apodiformes; Apodidae
Gene: SYPL1
Product: synaptophysin-like 1
Exons: 5
Coding region: 1-678 (225 amino acids)
Cellular component (GO): synaptic vesicle membrane; synaptic vesicle
Source: RefSeq, a predicted model, not a curated record
AUGGCUGGUCUGAGGGUGGACUGCGGCUUGCUCCUAGAGCCUGUGGGCUUUGUUAAGGUUCUCGAGUUGCUUUCUUCCAUCUUUGCUUUUGCCAUGUGUGGAGGCUUUCAAGGUGUAACUACCUUUCUGGUUUCCUGCAAAGGUGUGGUAAACAAAACUGUUACAGCUGCUUUUGCUUAUCCAUUCAGGUUGGAUACUGUUGUAUUUAAUGCACCAGACCCAAAACACUGUGGUGGCACUUGGACUAACAUCUCUCUUGCGGGCGACUUCUCCUCUUCUGCACAGUUCUUUGUUGCAUUUGCGGUGUUGGUGUUCCUCUACUGCAUUGCUGCCCUCGUGCUGUAUAUUGGAUAUAAGCAUAUUUAUCAGCAAAACAGCAAGCUCCUACUAACUGACUUGAGUAUCACUGUCAUAAUAGCCUUUCUGUGGCUGGUCAGUACUUUUGUUUGGGCAAAGGCACUUGCUGACAUCAAAAUGUCCACGGGGGCCAGUGCUGUUUCAGGAAUCAAAUCUUGCAAAACACCAGGAACAACUUGUCGUUUUGCUUCUGUGACCAGCAUGGGAACUCUGAAUGUGUCUGUGGUAUUUGGCUUGCUUAAUAUGAUUUUAUGGGGAGGAAAUAUUUGGUUUUUAUACAAGGACACCAGCCUGUACCACCAAGCAAACAGAAUUUCUUGA